CUGACAUCCCUUUGGAAACCUGCUGCGCAGAUGGACAGCGAAUGGCCACCCAGCACAGGGACUGCUCACUGACGUACUCCUCGGAUUCGAAGGAGUGCAGGAUAACCCAGGAGCAGUGCUGCCACAGCCAGCUGGAGGAGCUGCACUGUGCCACGGGCAUCAACCUGGCCAGCGAGCAGGACGGCUGCUCCCAGCCGCAGGGGGGCAACACCAGCCUGGAGGCCAUCUUCAUCAAGAAGUGCUGCCACUGCUGCCUGCUGGGAAGAGCAGCGCAGGCGCCGGGCCAGGGCUGCGAGCCCAGCCUCAUGCUGGGCUACCAGUGCGGGCUGGUGUUCCGCGCCUGCUGCGUGAAGGGCCAGGAGAGCGCCGACUUCGCCCCCGGGGACAGCGCUAAGGUUUCUGAUGCCGAUGAGGAACAAGAAGACCCCUAUCUGAAUGACCGCUGCCGAGGUGGCGGACCCUGCAAGCAGCAAUGCCGGGACACGGGAGACGAGGUGGUCUGCUCCUGCUUUGUGGGCUACCAGCUGCUGGCUGACGGCGUCUCCUGUGAAGAUACCAACGAAUGCAUCACGGGCAGCCACAGCUGCCGGCUGGGAGAGACCUGCAUCAAUACGAUGGGCUCCUUCCGCUGCCAGCGGGAGAGCAGCUGCGGGACAGGCUAUGAGCUCACCGAGGACAACAACUGCAAAGAUAUUGACGAGUGUGAGAGUGGUAUUCAUAACUGCCUCCCCGAUUUUAUCUGUCAGAAUACUCUGGGAUCCUUCCGUUGCAGACCCAAGCUGCAGUGCAAGGGCGGCUUUAUUCAGGACGCUCUAGGCAGCUGCAUCGAUAUAAAUGAGUGUUUGAGCAUCAGUGCCCCGUGCCCCGUGGGGCAGACGUGUAUCAACACGGAGGGCUCGUACACAUGCCGGAAGAGCGCGCCCAACUGUGGCCGCGGCUACCAUCUCAACGAAGAGGGCACGCGCUGCGUCGAUGUGGACGAGUGCGCGGCCCCAGCCGAGCCCUGCGGGGCGGGGCACCGCUGCGUGAACACCCCCGGCAGCUUCCGGUGCGAGUGCAAGGCCGGGUUCUAUUUCGAUGGCAUCAGCAGGACGUGUGUGGACAUCAACGAGUGUCAGCGCUUCCCCGGGCGCCUGUGUGGCCACAAGUGCGAGAACACGCCAGGCUCCUACCACUGCAGCUGCUCCGAGGGCUUCCGGCUCUCCCCGGACGGCCGGUCCUGCGAAGACGUGAAUGAAUGCCACAGCAGGCCCUGCAGCCAGGAGUGUGCCAACGUGUACGGCUCCUUCCAGUGCUACUGCCGGCGAGGCUACCAGCUCAGCGAUGCGGACGGGGUCACCUGUGAGGACAUUGAUGAGUGUGCUCUGCCCACUGGGGGCCACAUCUGUUCCUACCGCUGCAUCAACGUCCCUGGGAGCUUCCAGUGUAGCUGCCCCGCUUCCGGCUACCGCCUGGCCCCCAAUGGCCGCAACUGCCAAGACAUUGAUGAGUGUGUGACAGGUGUCCACAACUGCUCUGUCAACGAGACGUGCUUCAACAUCCAGGGCGGCUUCCGCUGCCUAUCCUUCCAGUGCCCGGAGAACUACCGCCGUUCUGCAGACACGCUCCGGCAAGAGAAGACGGACACGGUGCGCUGCAUCAAGGCCUGCCGCCCCGGCGACCGGGCCUGCGCGCAGGACCCCGUGCACACCGUCUCCUACACCGCCGUCCCGCUGCCCACCUUCCGUGAGUUCACCCGCCCCGAAGAGAUCGUCUUCCUGCGGGCCGUCACGCCGCUGUACUCUGCCAACCAGGCCGACAUCAUCUUCGACAUCAUGGAAGGGAACCCGAGGGAUUCCUUUGACAUCAUUAAGCGCUACGUGGGCAACAUGACUGUGGGUGUGGUGCGCCAGGUCCGGCCCAUCGUGGGCCCGUUCCACGCCGUGCUGAAGCUGGGGAUGAGCUACGUGGUGGAGGGUGUGGUCUCCCACCGCAAUGUCGUCAACGUCCACAUCUUCGUCUCCGAGUACUGGUUCUGAGCGCCCGGCAGGCACCGUGUGGCCAAGGGCGCUGCGGCCGGACAGCACCCACGCCCUUCCGCACCCCACCAGCACCGAUGCUAUGUACUGGUUUGUAGUGUUAGGCAAUCAUGUAUUAAGCUGUUCCUGGUAAAGAAAUCCAUCUGGGCCCAGUGCUGGUGGCUCACGUCUUUAAUCAUAGCCACCAUUAGACCGAGA
Molecule: messenger RNA, 2216 nt
Organism: Dipodomys ordii (Ord's kangaroo rat)
Lineage: Eukaryota; Metazoa; Chordata; Mammalia; Rodentia; Heteromyidae
Gene: Fbln1
Product: fibulin 1
Exons: 17
Coding region: 42-2018 (658 amino acids)
Biological process (GO): extracellular matrix organization
Cellular component (GO): extracellular region
Molecular function (GO): peptidase activator activity; calcium ion binding
Source: RefSeq, a predicted model, not a curated record